This is a messenger RNA of Fusarium pseudograminearum CS3096, 318 nucleotides long. RefSeq lists its product as uncharacterized. The record is from RefSeq and is a predicted model, not a curated record. Lineage: Eukaryota; Fungi; Ascomycota; Sordariomycetes; Hypocreales; Nectriaceae. Bases 1 to 318 code for a protein of 105 amino acids. The transcript has 5 exons.
AUGAUCCGAGAUUGGCGCGCGGAGCACAGAGCCCGGCUUAAGAAGAAAAAUGGCCGACCAAGAGACCGAACCGGGGAAAGGGCCCGUGGUCUGUAUUUGCUUUUUGGCCACCAAUUGCAUGCACAUGCGACUGUUGAUGGUGCAAGGAAAGAAAAGGAUGAUGAAACUUGUCAUGACCCCAUCGGCCGUUAUGUGUCGCUUCUGUGCUUUCCUGUGCGUCAGUUUAUGUGGAUGGAUGGAUCUUCUUAUGCAUGCAUGUAUGGAAAUGAAGAGAUUUUGGCCACAGCUUGCGUUGCGCAUCCCGCGAUGAUGCACUGA